Molecule: messenger RNA, 302 nt
Organism: Staurois parvus
Lineage: Eukaryota; Metazoa; Chordata; Amphibia; Anura; Ranidae
Source: the annotation of a GenBank genome assembly
CCCCUCCAAAUCAUUGGAUUCAGGUGUUCCAAUCCCCUCCAAAUCAUUGGAUUCAGGUGUUCCAAUCAUCUCCAUGGCCAAAUAAAAUCAAGCACCUAGGCAUGUAGACUGCUUCUACAAACAUUUGUGAAAGAAUGGGUUGCUCUCAGGAGCUCCAUGAAUUCAAGCGUGGUACUAUGAUAGGUAGCCACCAGUACAACAAGUACAUCUGUGAAAUUUCCUUGCUACUAAAUAUUCCACGAUCAACUGUUACUGGUAUUAUAACAAAGAAGAAGCAACUGGGAAGAACAGUAACUAUGCCA